AUGAAGCCACAAGUGGUAGUCGACUACAAUAAAGGAAGACAAGGAACAGAUUUGUCGGAUCAACUGUCAGCGUACUACACAUGUCUAAAGCGAUCUGUAAAAUGGUAUCAAAAGAUGGCGUUUGAAUUGAUAUUUGGAACAUCAAUAGUGAAUAGCUAUUUGAUAUACAAGGAAAACUAUACAACAAGCAACAUAAACAUCUUACAGUUUCGUGAGAGUCUUGUGCGAUCUUUACUCCUUGGUUCAUCAUCCGAAAAUCUGAAACCUGGUUCGGGACAACAGUCAACAAGCCAAACGAAGUACAAACUUGUUGAUCAUAAGCUGGAAGAAAUAGAAGAAUCUGCGCGCAAUAUUCGCAGACGCUGCACUGGUUGCUAUGAACAAGGAAGGAAACAACAAUCAAGAGAAGCGAGCUAUGCGGCAGCUAAGAAAACUGUUCUCAUAAUGCCCAUCGAUAUCGUAUUCAUCAAUCGAUUGUCUCAGACAAUAAAUCUUGUAAAAACAAGAAAUAACAGACCAUCGCGACAAAUAGCGAAUAUUCAUCCUGGUGGAUCGGUUUCUUGUAGUUUACCAGACGGAUGGUCUGGUAACUUUCGUCAUGCUGGUGGUACCGGUGGUAUUACCCUCUUUGAAGUUUCUGUUAGGGCAAACGACAGAAAUGUCUAUUAUGACCUCAGCGUCAUUGAUGGGUUCAACGUGCCAAUGAAAGUGCGAGCACCGGAUGGGACACGUCUAAAAGCCCUGCAUAGACGUGCACGAGACGCGUAUCUAUUUCCUGCAGAUAAUUCCAAAACACAUGCCAGUCGUGCAGGAAAGUUUAUUGUUACUUUCGAACGAUGA
Messenger RNA from Rotaria socialis, 840 nucleotides. NCBI's taxonomy places the organism in Eukaryota, Metazoa, Rotifera, Eurotatoria, Philodinida, Philodinidae. The record is from the annotation of a GenBank genome assembly.